AUGGCGAUUGAAGUUUUUCCAGAUAGUCCGAGUCUGGGACCGAGCCCCAGAAUCUCAUUUUCUCACGAUCUUUCUCAAACAGAUGUUGUACCAGUCGAACAAUACAUUGGAUCAAGUUCAUCAUCAAGUGUGGAUUUUGAUUUUUGUGUUUUUAGGGAAAGUUUCAUGCAAGAAUCUUCCUCGGCCGAUGAACUUUUCUUCGACGGAAAGAUACUUCCCAUUGAAAUCAAGAAAAGGCUGGCCCCGGCUGCACCGUCAAAAAGGGCAGCGCCACAGGUUUCACCACCACUACCACCUCCUCUUCCUUCACCAGUCUACGAUCACAUUCUCAAAUCUAGCAAGAGCUUGAAGAAAAUUACUACAGAAUCAGAUGAAAAGCAAAAUUCUUCCAAGUCAUUUUGGCGGUUCAAGCGGAGUACAAGUUUAAAUUGUGGCAGUGGUUAUGCUAGAACAUUAUGUCCUUUGCCAAUUUUAUCGAGAAGUAAUUCAACAGGUUCAGCAUCAAACAGUAAGCGUUCUUCAGUGAAACAAUCACAAUCUAUAUCACCAAAUUCAAAUACUACUCACCAAAGGCCUCCAUUGAAGAAAACUUAUGCCAACAUUAAUGGGAUUAGAAUUAAUCCAGUUCUUAAUGUUCCUCCAGCAAAUCUCUUCGGAUUCAGUUCCAUUUUUUCUGGUGGCAAGGACAAAAACAAAAACAAAAAGAAGUGA
Messenger RNA from Fraxinus pennsylvanica, 711 nucleotides. The record is from the annotation of a GenBank genome assembly. NCBI's taxonomy places the organism in Eukaryota, Viridiplantae, Streptophyta, Magnoliopsida, Lamiales, Oleaceae.